Eurypyga helias (sunbittern) is the source of this 1282-nucleotide messenger RNA. It is a transcript of the gene KY, whose product is annotated as kyphoscoliosis peptidase. The annotation marks the transcript as partial. The record is from RefSeq and is a predicted model, not a curated record. NCBI's taxonomy places the organism in Eukaryota, Metazoa, Chordata, Aves, Eurypygiformes, Eurypygidae. The transcript is spliced from 3 exons.
CAUUGCAGGAAUCCAGUGCAUGAAGCUGUCGGGAUACUCUAAGGGCUAUGGGUACAAGAUGGGGCAGACCUUUGCCGGGGACUCCGACCACGCCUGGAACGCCGUCUACCUCGACGGAAGGUGGCAUUUACUCGACAGCACCUGGGGAAGCGGUGCCGUCGAUGACUCCUUCACCAAGUUCACCUUCAGGUACAACGAGUUCUAUUUUCUGACUCACCCGGCUCUGUUCAUUAACAAUCACUUCCCGGAUAACAGUAACUGGCAGCUUCUCAAACCCACCCUGACGCUGAAAGAUUUUGAGAACAACAUGCUGCACAACAGCAACUUUUACACGCUGGGCCUGCUGAGCGCACACCCGGAGACAGCCGUCAUCCAGACAGUAAAUGGAAAAGCCUCCGUAUCGGUGGAUUCCCGUUCUGCCACAUUAUUUACGUUCAAGCUGAAGGGAACAGAUGAACACGGUUUAAUGACUUUGAAAAAACACGGAAUGAAGCUGGAUAUCUACCCACAGAAGACAGGGAGUCACAAGCUGCAGAUCUUUGCCAAGCCCUCCAAGGCCUCAGAAGAUGUCUACAACUGCGUGCUAGAGUACGUCGUAGAGUGCAAGUCCGUGGACAAGGCCAUGCGAUUCCCGAAGGACCUGCAUCAGCCCGUUGGACCCAGCUGGUUCACGGAGCGGCAAGGCUUCCUGAGGCCGUCCCACCCCGAGCCCAUCAUCCACACCAACGACGGGCGGUGCGCCCUCACCUUCACCCUGGGCAAAGACAUAAGCGUCUUUGCCUCGCUGCACUCCGACAACAGCAGCCUGACCGAGGAGAUGAGAAGGCGGCACAUCAUGCAAAUCCACCGUGGGAACCAAAUCGAGCUGAAGAUCCACCUCCCCCACGCAGGGAACUUUGUUCUGAAAAUCUACGCCAAGAAGAAGUCGGAUCCGGGCAACUACGACUACAUCUUCAACUACCUCGUCACUUGCCUCAACACCGAGGUGAAGUGGCCAGCUUUCCCGCAGAGUUACAGCAAGUGGGUGGAAGACUACGAAAUACUGGAGCCGCUCUCCGGCUUGCUGCCGGCGAAUCGCAACGUUCAGUUCAAACUCAAAAUGCACGGGAUAGCCAAGGUGCUCGUUCAGGCUGAGGACACUUACCCUCUCACCCAGAGCAGAGGCUGUUGGGAGGGAACCUGCAACACCUCGGGCUGCAGAGAGGUGUUUGUGAUGGUGCACGAGAACGCCAACCACAGCUUUUACUCGCACGUCCUGAAAUACGAAGUCGAAACCCAGUAA